Corvus hawaiiensis (hawaiian crow) is the source of this 1710-nucleotide messenger RNA. RefSeq names its product Rho GTPase activating protein 8 (gene ARHGAP8). The record is from RefSeq and is a predicted model, not a curated record. NCBI's taxonomy places the organism in Eukaryota, Metazoa, Chordata, Aves, Passeriformes, Corvidae. Gene Ontology annotation, cellular component: cytoplasm. Gene Ontology annotation, biological process: negative regulation of endocytic recycling; small GTPase-mediated signal transduction. Gene Ontology annotation, molecular function: GTPase activator activity.
AUGACGUCUUGUUGCUCCCCUCCAUCUGGUCUUCUGGUGGCGAGGGUCCCCUGUCGCCACCGUGGCUACACUGCCACACGCCAUGCCAUGCCACCACAUGCCAAAGAGUACAGAAUCCUGUGGAUUAAUAUACGCUUUGGGCCAGAACUGCAGAAAGAUGAAAUGGAUGAUACACACUCAGAACAGGAAGAAACAUUUCUGCCUUCACCACUUGAGAAUCCUGAGCUAAAUAUCAAUCACCCCUACUAUGAUGUUGCAAGACAUGGCAUCAUCCAGUUGGCAGGUGAUGACAGUUCUGGAAGGAAGGUGAUAGCCUUCAGCUGCUGCCGCACCCCAUCCCAUCAACUCAAUCACACAAGGUUGCUUGAGUACUUAAAGUAUACUCUGGACCAGUAUGUAGAAAAUGAUUAUAUGGUUGUCUACUUUCACUACAGCCUGAAGAGUCUGAAUAAACCAUCUCUGAAAUGGUUACAAACAGCCUACAAGGAAUUUGACAAGAAGUAUAAGAAAAACCUUAAAGCACUGUAUGUUGUCCAUCCAACCAACUUCAUAAAAAUUUUGUGGAAUAUCUUUAAACCUCUUAUAAGCCACAAGUUUGGGAAAAAGAUCACCUACUUGGACUAUUUAAGUGACUUUGGAGAAAAUCUCAAAUAUGACCAGUUAAAUAUCCCUCAAGAAGUCAUCCGACAUGAUGAAAAUCUUUGGAGGAAACAGAAGGGAAAAAUCCCACCUGUGUUUAAGAUUCCUCCACCACAGCCACCUCUGCCUACCCAGCAAUUUGGAGUCAGCCUGCAAUAUAUCGAGGACAAAAACAAAGACGAACUAACCCCAGUAAUGAAGGAAAUUUUAUCCUAUCUAAAAAGUAAAGGACUACAAGUAGACCUCUUCAGGAGGUCAGCCAGCAUCCAGACUAUCAAAGAUGUGCAGAAACUCUACAAUCUGGGCAAGUCUGUGAAUUUUGAUAAUUAUCAUGAUAUCCAUAUUCCUGCAGUUAUCCUGAAGACUUUCCUCAGGGAGCUGCCUCAGCCAUUGCUAACAUUUGACUGUUACGAUCAUGUCCUUGGAAUCACUAGUGUGGAGAGCUGUUUACGAGCCACCAGAUGCAAACAAAUCAUUCAAGGACUUCCUGAACACAAUAAUGUUGUUCUGAAAUAUCUGCUAUGCUUUCUCCAUAUGGUUUCACAGGAGAGCAUCCAUAACAGAAUGACAGCAUCCAGCCUGGCCUGUGUCUUUGGUUUGAAUUUGAUCUGGCCAUUGAAAGGAACCACCUCCCUGAGCGCUCUCGUACCCGUGAAUCUCUUCACUGAACUGCUGAUAGGUUUCUACAUGAAUAUAUUCAAUUCCCAAACAGUGCCUGGUGAGAUCUUGCCUUAAUGCUCUCAGAAGGGAAAAUGGAAUAAGGCUGCCUGAGGGAAAGGUCUCUUGGAUGAGACCUCUGUAUCUAGGGCUCUCCUGUGAAAAAAAAUUUCAACAUGGAGUAGAGUUUCUGUAUCUUUCCAAAUACCAAAGAUAUUGGGAGAAGACCGGUGUUACAUAUAUUCCCAUCACAUGGGGAGAAUAUCAACGUGAACAUUCAAAGACAAAUAGAUCAAAGUGAAUCCACUUGCUAAACUUCAGCAGCUGACAAAAAUUGAUAUGUUAAAAAACCCUGUAGAUACAAAAAUGCUGCUAGCAAGGAUUUUCUUGCUAUUUUCUAAGUCCGUGAGAGAC